This is a messenger RNA of Lolium rigidum, 1428 nucleotides long. RefSeq lists its product as uncharacterized. The transcript has 2 exons. NCBI's taxonomy places the organism in Eukaryota, Viridiplantae, Streptophyta, Magnoliopsida, Poales, Poaceae. The coding region runs from base 7 to 1428 and encodes 473 amino acids. The record is from RefSeq and is a predicted model, not a curated record.
ACUCACAUGGAAGAAGCAGGAGGCGCCGCUGGCACCAUCCGGAUCGUCUCGCGGCGAAUGGUCCGGCCGUCGAACGGGGACGCGCCGCCGCGGGAGGACAUCCACCUAACGCCAUGGGACCUCCGCUUACUCAGCGUAGACUACAUCCAGAAGGGCGUCCUCCUGCCCGUGCCUCCCGCCGGCGGCGACCGCCUCGUCGGCACCCUCGCGUCGUCCUUGGCGCGCGCCCUGGGCAGGUACUACCACUUGGCCGGCCGUCUCGCCGUCGACGAGCGCGGCGACGGGACCGUCACUGUCAGGCUGCGCUGCACCGGGGAAGGCGCCGAGCUGGUCCAUGCGACGGCGGCCGGCGUCGCGGUCGCGGACCUCACCGGCUCGGUGUACACCCCGUCGUCGCUGGUCUGGGCCUUGUUCCCGCUGAACGGGGUGCUUGGCGCGGACGCGGCCGUCGAUUCGCUCCCCGUGCUGUCGGCGCAGGUCACCGAGCUCGCAGACGGCGUCUUCAUCGGCGUGUCGCUGAACCACUCCGUCGGCGACGGCUUCGUCUUCUGGGAGUUCUUCAACACCUGGUCGGAGAUCAACCGAGGAGGAGGAGGCUGCAACCCAAGCGAGAUCUCCGCGCGGGUGCAGAGGAGGUGGUUCAUCGACGCCAGCCGCGUGCCGAUCCCCUUGCCGUCCAGCAAGCUGCAGCAGGUCGUCCGGCGAUUCGAGCCCCCGACGGUACAAGAGUGCCUCUUUACCUUCUCCGGCGCAAGCGUCAGGGAGCUCAAGGCGAGGGCGAACGAGGAGAUGGUCGGCACGGCCACCGCCACCAUCUCCUCCCUCCAGGCCCUGCUCGCGCACCUGUGGCGGGGGGUGUCCCGAGCUCGGCGCCUCCCGCCGGGGCAGGAGACGACCUACUCUCUGGCUAUCGGGUGCAGAGGGCGCGUGUGCGGCAUACCGCCGGGAUACAUGGGUAACGCGCUAGUGCCCGGCACGGCGAGCUGCACCGUCGGCGAGAUCCUGGACAGGGGGCUGGGCUGGACGGCGUGGCAGCUCAACCGCGCCGUGGCGUCGUUCGACGAGGCGGCGAUGAGGGAGUGGCUGGAGAGCUGGACCAGGGAGCCGCAGUUCCGGUACUUUGGGAGCCUCAUGUCCGGAGGCGCGGCGCUGAUGACCGGGAGCUCGCCGCGGUUCAACGUGUUUGGGAACGACUUCGGGUGGGGGAAGCCGACCGCCGUGCGUAGCGGCCGCGAGGGGAAAACAGAUGGAAAGGCGACAGUGUACCAAGGGCCGGAGCAGGGAGGGAGCAUGUCGCUGGAGCUGUGCAUCGCGCCGGACGCGAUGAAGAGGCUCGUCGCCGACGACGAGUUCAUGGACGCUGUCGUGAGGGUAACCGGAUCCUCUAACGUGAAAGAGCAAAGUCAGGCUGCUACAGUGUUGAGGUAG